GUCCAGUUACGUGACAAGCUUACCCAAGAAUCGAAUGCUUCCUCCAGCGAACGGAAACCACGGAUCCUUCGCAUGAGAUGCCGGAACAUCAUCCUCGACGGAUGCCUUACAUGCCUCCAAGAGCAGGGCCUGGAUAUCGACGUGGACAUGGCGAAGCUUGCGAUCCUCGUCUAUAGUAAGCGAAACCUCUGCCACGCUAGGGUAGGGGAUCCAGCUCAACCUGCCAAGCUGCGGAAGGCAACCGAACAGGACAAGAACCAGCUCCCCGAGGUCCUGCCAGAGGAACAGUUUCGCAACUACAACACUUGGGAGCGGAUUCUGGCCAUCUACGGAGACUCGCAAGGCUUAAUCUCCCUCAGACCCGGUUCUCGGUCUGACACGGUCUUGCCCGAGCCCGACCUCAGACUCCUACCUGAAGACGCACGUCGCGAUGCGUUCAAGAACAAAGUGAGCGAUGAUCGGAUCGACGCGACCUUUCAGUCAAUAAACGAGAGGAUCCCGGUCACCUUUAGUCCUGCUACCGGCCACACGCGGACGAAGCAUAGCGUGUCGGACCUAAUUGCAGAUGUUGUUUCUUGUAGAACGAAGUCAACAAUGAUCGAAUCAACGGGACAUUCCAGACAAUCAAUGAACGGAUCUUGGCCAUUUUUCAACCUAUGGUCCAUCGUGGUCUUUGGAAACGUGGAGGAUGUCUGUACCUUUCGAGAGAUAUACGAGGAUCUUGCUCACAUGUUCGCCAAGGACCAGGCCAAGGGCCGCAAGGCUCUUCGGGAAACCCAGAGGAUGGCCCACCGUGCGCGGGCUGACCUUGAUAGGGAGACGGGAUGUAGGAAGGAGGGAGUAGGAGGAGACGGGGGAGAGGGGGAAGAGGGAAGGCCAGGAUGA
This is a messenger RNA of Aspergillus sclerotioniger CBS 115572, 885 nucleotides long. RefSeq lists its product as uncharacterized. The annotation marks the transcript as partial. NCBI's taxonomy places the organism in Eukaryota, Fungi, Ascomycota, Eurotiomycetes, Eurotiales, Aspergillaceae. The transcript has 4 exons. The record is from RefSeq and is a predicted model, not a curated record.